AUUCAGAACCGCCAUCUUGCUAUUCGUACGGCACAUCCUCCCCUUUUCAAUUUGCACGGAGAGGGUUUCAAGGCCGUAAAAAGGGUCGCCCGGCCCUCACAUUCAGUUUCAGUGGCGAAAGGCACGCUGAAUUUGCAGCCAUGUCAAAACAAAGCAUAAUGGACCGCGUAACAGCGGCGAAACACAGCCUGGCAGGGCAAGGAUUGGCCAAGGUUGUAUGUAAAGCUACGACAGAAGAGGUGAUGGGCCCUAAGAAGAAACAUUUAGACUACUUAAUACAGUGUACCAAUGAACCCAAUGUCUCAAUCCCACAACUCGCAGACUUACUCAUUGAGCGCACUCAGCAACAGAGCUGGGUCAUCGUCUUCAAAGCCCUCAUCACAACUCACAAUCUCAUGAACUAUGGAAAUGAGAGAUUCACCCAGUAUCUGGCCUCUAAUAAUUGUUCCUUUAACCUUGGUCAGUUUAUUGAUAAACAGGGAGUUCAAGGUUAUGACAUGUCAACAUUCAUACGACGAUAUUCCAAAUAUUUAAAUGAAAAGGCUGUUUCCUACAGACAAAUGGCAUUUGAUUUUUGCAAAGUCAAAAGAGGCAAAGAUGAUGGAUUGCUGAGAACAAUGAAUGCAGACAAGCUUUUGAAGACCCUGCCAGCCCUACAGAAACAGCUGGACUCACUGCUAGAGUUUGAUUGUGCUCCCAAUGAGCUCACCAACGGGGUCAUCAACGCCUGCUUCCUCCUGAUGUUCAAGGAUCUGAUUCGUCUCUUUGCCUGUUACAAUGACGGAAUUAUUAACCUACUAGAGAAAUACUUUGAUAUGAAUAAAAAGCAAUGUAAGGAUGCAUUAGAAAUUUACAAGAGGUUUCUGGUCAGGAUGGACAAGGUCUCCGAAUUCCUGAAGACAGCUGAGAAUGCCUCCAAAAACCCCCAGCAGAGUGUUGGUAUUGACAAGAGUGAUAUUCCUGACCUAGCCAAGGGCCUGAAGAACAAUGCUAAUUCAGCCCCUUCUAGUCUCCUUGAUGCCUUAGAACAGCAUUACCAGUCCCUGGAAGGGAAGAAAGGGGUGACAACUCCUGUCAGUGGCUCAAAUUUGUAUAUACCUGCACCCGUGGGGUUUGCUGCGGCCAUUAACACCAUUUCUAGUAACACACCCACAAUCAAUGUGUCGGAGGAAGAGCGACAGCGGAUUUUAGACGAGGAAAAUGCUCGCCUUCAGCAGUUAAAGAAGGAACAGCUUGGCAAGAGCACUGCUGACUCUCCAAAUCAGGAGCAGAGAAUGAAAGAACUCGGGCAGUCACCUCAGCCAAACAACCCAGCAACAAAUCCGUUCGCAACGCAAACACCAAACGGGACAAGCGAUUUGUUCGGGUCACCCACAAAGUCGGCAGCACCCCAGAAGGCUAGCGACGACCUUCUUAGUUUGUCAGGAAACCCCUUCGUACAGAACGUUCAAAACGUCAUGGCGAUGCAGAAUGCCACACAAGCGAUGAGUCAGCCCAACUCGUUCGCUCAGUGGAAUAGCGCCCCAGCUACCAGCGUUCCCGCAUCGAGCAGUAUGUUUACAUCUGACGUUGACUUUGAGAAAGUGUUUCCCAACCAGUCAUCCAACACCUCCGCUGCUUUUCCUGGACCUCCCAUGCCGACUAGUCCAGCUCUCCAUCAGAGGAGUUUAACUCCAACCAUGAAUGAGUCAGCACCGGGCCGCCUAAGUCCCGCCCUCAUCUCUUCUGACCAAUCAGGAUUUGAUGCCUUUGGGGAGGUCCUAAAACCAACCUCCAAUGUUGGGAUGAACAGCGCCACACAAGAAAAACUCAUCAACAAAGAUCUGGAUUCCAGUCUGUCACAGCUAGCUGGAAACCUCAACAUCAAAGGGUCAGCGUCACAGGUCAAAAAACAACAACAUGACUGGCAACCGAAGGGUGAACAGAAGAAGACGGGUGGUCAGAGCUGGCAGGGGCUACCCCCCAACAUCUCUUCCUCCACCUGGACCUCACCCAGCUACGGACAGCCCAUGGUAAAUAGUCAGUCCAAUAUGACAACACAGUCUACAAUGAUAAACUCUCAGCAGCCUCCGAUGAUGGCACCAGUGAUGGGAUACAAUGUUCAACCAAUGAUGCAGCAACCAGGCAUGAUGGGAGUGAGGCCAAUGGGAAUGCAGCCUGCCAUGGGAAUGCAGCAGCCAAUAGGAAUGCAACCUGCUAUGGGUAUGCAGCAACCCAUGGUGUUUGGCAUGCAACCUGCCAUGGGAAACAUGAUGUCACAGCCGCGCCCACCCGCACAAACCAAUCAGGAUCCAUUCGGAGCGUUAUGAGAUUCCAUUAGUAAUCAUAAUUCAGGGAGUCGUAGUCAAAUGAGUGUUUGUGAACCAGAAAUAAGCAGGGAUCAAGAAUGUGUGUCAUCACCAUGGCAACCAUCAACUUCAACAUUCCUAUUCAAUCCAUAUCUGAUCUAUGCAUGUGAAAAAAAAUACACUACAAAAUUUGAUUGAAUCUGACAGGGACAGAACAAUAUCAAUUACAUCACAGUGACAAUAAGAGGUCAAAAAUAAAAACACUUGACCUUUGACCCCACCAGUUGUAGAAUGACAAACUCCACUCAUGAAAUUAUAAGCCUAGUCAUUCAGUGGUGCAAUCUUAAGUAACUGUGGUGAUUGUGAAGUAAGCGACUGAAGCACUACCUUUUAUCUUAUUGGAAAUGGUACCACUCAGUUUUAAUCAAUGUUUAUAAAAUCUUCUUGUUAUCAACAAGUUGAAUUUCAAAUUUGUUCUAGAAAAUCUAGAUUGUAAAUAAUCAUGAGGGAAGUGAAUGAUAUUGAAAGAAUGGUUGUGUUUAUUUUCUGUUGGCAUGGUAACUGUGUUGCCAUGAUUUUGUUAUGGUGAUUAUCUGACAUGAUGACUUCUUAGAUGUAUUCAUUUAGGUUGUUUCUUUCUGAAAUGUGCAGGCUUAUCAUGAUUUUACAGACACUAUGAGGACCUUCAGAAGAUAUAUAUUGGCAGUGUGUUUAUUAGAUAGUUGUAUUUAUUUGGAAUUAAGCACACAAUGUAUUGAAUGGUAGAUGGCUGUUCCUUUGUACACCCUUGUAAGAAUUACUGUAUGAGUGCAAAUUUCACUGUUAUGUUUAUUUGUUACAUGUGUAUCGUAUGUGUUAUUGUAAAGUCAAUGGGAAGUAUUCUUAUUUGUUGAAGUUUCCUGGCCUAAUAAUGCCAAGAAAACAUUUAAAAUCAUUAAUACACACAUAUAGUAUAUAUCCAUGUAUUAUUCAGUGUUGUAAGGACCAUUAUAGAACUGUAUGGGCUGAUUUUCACAGAUGACGGGAUACACACAGUGUAUAGGGGCAGUUUUUAGUCCUUGGCAUGGAAGUUGCCAGCAUCACUUGUUUCCAAAUUGUGGUUGAAACAUGACACAUUCCAAACCCAGCUUCUGUCUAUGUGAUAAUACAACUGUAUAAAUUGCCCCGCUCUGACGGCACAGAAAACUUUAUCAAAGUAUUACUGAUGCACAAGUGUUAAUGACUUCUCAGAACAAAAAAACAGAUUUUUGUUCAUGUGGAAUACUUAAGGCAUUUUGAAGUUACAUUUAUUAGAAGCAAUUGUAAAAACAAAUGGGAAAAUGUCUGCUAGCAAAGCAGAAAGUUGCAAAAGCUUACAUGUAACAAUUCAUGAAUUGGUUAUUCAGGGGGAAAGUUGGUAUAUUCUCGUAGUAUAUAUAGACAAGGAGAAAUUGAUAAGAGUCAAAAUUGACGAUUUUACAGUAUUUUUGUUUCACAUUCUUGAAAUCAAAAAUAGCACUUCAGCUUUAUAAGUUUCAAUUUGAAAAAAAAGACAGAAUUUAAGCCAUGUUGCUGUGUGGAAUCUCUGAUGACAAUCAGCCAAUAUUGAAUGACUGAUCAUGCCAUAAAUCUAUGUGAUAACAUGUCAGCCGUGUGGAGUACAUUAUAUACAAUCUGUGACUGUGUUUCCAGUCUUUUGGUAGGAAACUGUUUCUGUUGACCAGAUGUAGUAGUUCCUCUAGACACAAUAAACUCAUGCUGCAUCUCCA
Molecule: messenger RNA, 4036 nt
Organism: Magallana angulata
Lineage: Eukaryota; Metazoa; Mollusca; Bivalvia; Ostreida; Ostreidae
Product: phosphatidylinositol-binding clathrin assembly protein LAP-like
Exons: 25
Coding region: 141-2309 (722 amino acids)
Biological process (GO): clathrin-dependent endocytosis; synaptic vesicle budding from presynaptic endocytic zone membrane; clathrin coat assembly
Cellular component (GO): clathrin-coated vesicle; synaptic vesicle; clathrin-coated pit
Molecular function (GO): phosphatidylinositol-4,5-bisphosphate binding; SNARE binding; 1-phosphatidylinositol binding
Source: RefSeq, a predicted model, not a curated record